This is a messenger RNA of Brassica oleracea var. oleracea, 1131 nucleotides long. RefSeq lists its product as uncharacterized. The coding region runs from base 26 to 910 and encodes 294 amino acids. NCBI's taxonomy places the organism in Eukaryota, Viridiplantae, Streptophyta, Magnoliopsida, Brassicales, Brassicaceae. The transcript has 2 exons. The record is from RefSeq and is a predicted model, not a curated record.
AGAAGCCAGGAAAAGGGCACAUAAAAUGGUAGAGAUUCCGAGAAGAUUUAACAUACUCGCUGCGGCUUUUGAUGUCGAGGCGGCGCGUGCACGUCCGCCGUGCGAUAGCAGCAGCGGGAGCGAUCACUUUCCUUAUGAGACAGCCGAUCUUUGGGAUCUGGUCGAAUCUUUUAUGGACAGCGAAGUGAAAGCUUUACCAGAGGAUUUUCCUGUGGAAGAUAAAGAUGAUAAGUCUGACGUUGAUGAUGAUUAUGAAGAUGUGAAGGAGAGGUUGCGGGAGAUUUGUGAAAAUCUCGGUCGCGGCGGAGAGCGGAGGAGAAUAAUUGAGGAGGUAGUAAAUGCGAGUGAGUUCGUCGGAGAGAAACGCCUCUUGAUGGCUUAUUUACGUGACAAAGGUUUCGAUGCAGGUCUUUGCAAGUCCAAGUGGGAGAGAUUUGGUAAGAACACGGCGGGGAAGUACGAGUACGUUGACGUUAAUAGAGGAGAUAAGAACCGCUUCAUCGUCGAGACAAAUCUUGCCAGCGAAUUCGAGAUUGCUAAGCCUACAACAAGAUACCUUUAUCUCUUAGCUCAACUACCACGUGUCUUCAUGGGAACACCUGAAGAAUUGAAAAAGUUAGUAAGAAUCAUGUGCUUUGAGAUAAGACGGUCGAUGAAGCGAGCCGAGAUUCACGUGCCACCGUGGAGGAGGAACGCUUACAUGCAAGCCAAGUGGUUCGGUCACUAUAAACGAACCUCUAAUGAAGUGGUUACUAGGGUUAAGAGCUGUGGAUGUGGACCACGUGUUGGGUUUGAAGGGUUGGUUAAAACAGCUACGCUUAACGGUUAUAAGGAGGUGGAGAGGAAGAUGCAUGGCUUAAGAGUUGGCCAGCUCACUGUGGCUUUCAACGGCAGUGGAGUGAGGUUGUAAUAGUUAAAGAACAAAGCAUAGGGCAUUGCGAGUUAAUAAUUGUGAAUUUUGGAUAUUUUGUAAAUAUAGAUAAGUUUGGGGUGAGGGGUGUCAAAGAAGCAACCAUCUAUAAAGUUGUAGAUUGGCUUUCUCUAGCAGCGUAUAUAGGGUGGUUCUAUAUAAAAUUUGUUUAGUGCAAUAAUUUUAAGUUGGGCUUUUCCAGUUUUGGCCCGUUAUUUUAU